AUGCAAGCUUCUCAGAACCCCUGGGCUCCACCUGCCCAAACAAGCAACGCACCAAACCCUACUGGCCAAGUCCAUAACAAUAAUGUAGAUGUUAGCCAAGCUAUCCAGCAAGCACUUGAUCGGCAAGCUGCUAAGCAUUCAGAAGAAAUGUCAAACCUAGCAAAGCGAUUUGAAGCAAAACUCCUCGGAAAAGGAAAAGGGACAUCGUCGAAGAAGAAGAACCCGCCAAGCACCCAAGCCAACCAACCCAGUACCUCUACCUCCUCGAAGGGGAAGCAAAGCACUGUCCCUAAGGCCCCACCGGUUUCAACCCCUCGAAGAAUCGAUCGAGCUGCUUCUGCCCCACCUCAGAGUGUUAACGUUACCCCGAAGAACAAAUCGAAAGGACCUCUCAAGUCCGUCAGGGAGAGAAUUGCCGAAUCCAAAGGACCAUCUCCGAAACGACAUCCUCAACAGAUGCAGACUGGAGACUUCCCCUCAGAAUUCACCACGACCAAGAAUGCAAUGUUCAUUCAUAUUAAGAUCCUUUGGGGUCUUCUCAAGGAAUCGUCUGUCCCCAAGGCCCCCGAAUUACGUGAUCUCCAAGAAUUCUACAACCGGUUUUCAAACGAUGCUCAAGUUCAAGCAGCGGCUUCUUCUACUCAGUCCCCUGGUAUCAUCAACUCGAGCGAGGUUCAAUGCUUCAAGGAUGUUCAAGGUGGCCGUAUGAAACUUGGAAAAUCGAUUAUUCACAUUCCAGACAACCAGGUUCGGUACGCUCGUGGACUCCUGACCCGCCUUGGUUUGCGAGUUUGGUGCCCAAACCUUGAAGAGGACGCCACAUCUCUCUACAAUGCAGCUUGUCGCAUUGCCGCCAUCACCACCUUUCAAGAAAUGGCGGUUUCCCACGCAUACGAUUAUCUUAACAUUAACCCGAAGAUGGUAACCGCAACCGAUCUCCUUAUCCAAGCUUAUAACCACUAUGUUCACUUUGUGGUGUUCAAGAAUUACAACAAAGAAAAGAAGGAAAGCGGAAAGAUCGAAAAGGAUUCUCUUAAAAGAAAGCACCAGAAGAAUCGAGAGCGUCUUCGAGAUGAACGAGUGGCAUUCGCAAGAGCAAACAAGUUGCCUACCCGCUACAUCGAAAUGUUACUACCUGUUGGGGCCCACAGCGAUGACGAGGAAUCAGAAAAGGGAAAAUUUUGGAAAAUAAAGACUCUUCCUUAUCGCUCGGCAAAUGUGGGGAAGUUUAUGCGCCGAUUAGAUAACCGGAUGAUGGACGCAGCCAUCCAAGAGCCAAACCACAAGCGCCGAAUUCGUCGAUUACCUAAAGAGCCUAUCAUUUCGGAUUUCAAGACCGCACCAAAAGGACUCGCUCUUGACUUUUAUGAUCCUGACUGGUUUAAGAAACUAUCGCCAGCUCAACAAAACACGAUUCCAAACCGUCGCAAAGCCGCUCUGCUACCCAAUGCAAAUGAGUCACUCUUGCCAACAGGUCAAACUCAUCCGGACGAAAAGUUAAAGGAUACCACCUUUAACCGAAUCUAUCUCGACAUCCAUUCGGCUGCUUAUGCACCUCCUAAUGGAGAUGAAGACGAGGUUUCAUCUGGUGAAGAGAACGAUGGCGAGGAGGAGGGCGAAGAAGGGGAAGGAAACGACAAGACUGGUGAAAGCUCCGAUGCUUGCGAUGACGAGUUCUUCGAAGAAGGUGAUGCUGGGGAUCUUUAUGAUCCACCAGCAAAUUUCACUGACGAUGAAGAAGUUGAUGAUGGUGAUGAUGAUGGAGAAGAAGAUGGCGAUGACGAUGAUGACAACGACCAGGAGGAUAGUAAUGGUGAACUUAUAGGUGCUGUUCACGAUGAUGAUUACGAUGAGGAAAUGUAUGGUUUAGAUGGAGAGGCUCAAUGGUCGUAA
Molecule: messenger RNA, 1893 nt
Organism: Puccinia graminis f. sp. tritici CRL 75-36-700-3
Lineage: Eukaryota; Fungi; Basidiomycota; Pucciniomycetes; Pucciniales; Pucciniaceae
Exons: 3
Coding region: 1-1893 (630 amino acids)
Source: RefSeq, a predicted model, not a curated record